AAACCAACUCAAGGUCUCUCUAUGUUUUUGCUUUUUAUUCCCCAAAUCUAACAUAAAAAUGUUUAAAUGCUGUUUGGAUAUUUAUUUUGGAAUAUAUUUUGUUUCUAUGAUAUCAUUUUUAAAAGAUUGCAAUGGUUGUGAUGAUGGCUGGUUUGCGUAUGGAAGGUAUUGCUAUUUUUUUCAAAAUAAAACAUUGAAUGGAAAAAGUUGGAGAGAUGCUUCAUUAUCAUGUCAAGCUAUGGGUGCAAAUUUGUUAAGUAUUGAGGAUCAAGCUGAAAACUAUUUUAUUAAAAAUAUUUUUAAAGAUGACAGCCUGAAAAAAGAUAAUUAUUGGAUUGGACUCAAUGAUGAAGUCAACAAUAGAGAGUUUAAGUGGUCGGAUGGCAAGUAUUUAAAAUUCUCGAAUUGGUUACCAAAAACACCUAACAAUCAAGGAACUGGAGAAAACUGUGUGGAAACAAGUAGAAUUGGUUGGAAUGAUAAUGACUGUUCUAAAUCAUAUGGAUUUAUUUGUAAAAUUAUUAAAGAAAACAAUAACUCAUGUACCCGUGGUUGGAUUAAUUAUAAAAAUUACUGUUAUUUGUUCCGAAAAAAAGAUGAAAAAUUUGAUGGAAGUAAUUGGAGUGACUCAUAUUCAUUUUGUCGCUCUAAAGGAGGAGAUUUGUUAAGUAUAGAUGAUCAAGAAGAAAAUUCAUUUGUUACAAAUAUUCUAGAAAGUGAACGAAGUAUGAAAUACCAGAAUUUCUGGAUUGGCCUCAAUUAUCUUAUGAGUUAUAAAAAGUUUCUUUGGUCUGAUCACACUAAAUGGAAUUUAAAAAUACCUAUUGAAAAUAUAUUAACUCAUACAAACAAUAUUUCAACAAGAUGUGUGGUAAUAAAUACUGAUAGCUGGAAUGGUCAAGAUUGUAGCAAUAAAUAUGGAUACAUUUGUAAAGUAAAAGGAGAAAGCAACAAUAGUUGCUCAAGUGAUUGGUUCCAAUUUGCUAGUUAUUGCUACUAUUUUCAUACUAAAAAUGAGUCAAAUGGAAAAGGAUGGCUUUAUUCCUAUUUAAACUGCUUAGAAAAAGGAGGAAACUUGUUAAGCAUAGAUGAUGAAGCAGAAUACGCAUUUAUUUUAAACACUCUUAAAAACUACAGCAUGAGUAAAAAUAAUUACUGGAUUGGUCUCACUAGUCGUUGGUUUAACUCAUGGUUUUUGUGGUCUGAUAAUACAUACUCGCAGUAUAUAAAUUUAAAGUUAAAUGGGUCAUAUGAUGAAAAAUAUAAGUCUAUCAUAAUAAAUAAAGCAUAUUGGGAAGUGAGGAAUUACAAAUCUUUAAACGGAUUUAUUUGUAAAAAAAGAAGAGCAAUUAAUCACAAUUGUGCUGAAGGUUGGACAAGUUAUAGAAAACAUUGCUACUUUAUUAAUAGUAAAAGUAAAACAUGGUCAGACUCUUUUUCAUCAUGUCAGUAUAAAGGAGGGAAUUUGCUAAGUAUAGAAAAUCAAGAAGAAAAUCGAUUCAUUCAAAGCAGUUUAAUCAAAGAUAAUGGUGAUUAUUGGAUUGGUCUCAAUAAACUUUGGAAUUACAGAAAAUUUGCAUGGUCUGAUAAUACUUACACACAGUUCUUUGAUUGGAUUAUAAAUGAACCGGACACUAUUCAUGAUGUUGAAAAUUGUGUAGCAAUGAACUCUAAUGGAUGGAGCGACAGAGAUUGCAAUAUUCUUAAUGGAUUUGUUUGUAAAGCUAAAAGAGUUAAUUUAGAUUAUGUAAACCACCCUGACGAAAUUAUUCUAACCCAAGGCUAUCUUUUUGGAACACUUAAAGUUUUGAAAACGGAGUAUACUAUUUCAUUUAAUGUGAAACCUCUGAUUUAUUCGAAGGGUUCAAAAAGUGUUCUUCAACUAAUCUCAGGUAAUAACAGUCGAGAUUAUAUUGACAAAAAUCUAGGUGUUUGGUUUCAUGAAGACGGAUCUGGAAAACUUGUUAUACAAGCUGCAGUUUAUGGUUUUAGUAGUUGCUUAGUUAAAACAGAUCCGCUCACUUUAGGUCAAUGGUCUAACAUAAAAAUAUACCAGUGGCUAUUUUGCAGUAAGUUUUGGUUUGCCGUGGAUAUAAAUGGUGUAAAUAUCUAUAAAAUGGAAAAUUUUUUCACUGUAGAUUUAAAAGAAAUAAAAAUUUAUGUUUCAAAUCUCUGGGAUGAUGCACAAAAUGGAUCAAUAUCUCACUUUUUAAUUAUUAAUGGAAAAGCAAAAUUUCUUAUUGAGGAUAGUAACACUUCAUUAAUAAAAGGAAUAAGUAUUGCUAACUUAUCAAAGAUAAAUAAAGAAUAUUUAGUGUCUUUUGAUUUUAUUCCAAUGGUAUUUGAGACUGGACUGCACAGUAUUAUUAACUUUACUGUUGGAGAUUAUAUUGUUAACAGUAGAAGUGUACUUUUAGGCAUAUGGUUAGAUGAAAAUGGCACAGGAAGAAUUAAAGUUUUAGCUUUAAUUAAUGAAAAACCAACUUUGUUUUAUUACCCUGUUUUAUUGAAUAAGUGGUCAAAUAUAGAGGUUUCUCAAAGAUUCAAUGGCUUGUUUUAUGUAUUCAUAUUGAGAAUAAAUGGAGAUGUGAUUUUUUCUGUGAUUAACAAUCAAGCUCAGGAGUUAAUUGAUGUCAAAGCAUUAGCUUCAAAUCCAUGGGUCAACGAAGUUAUCUGGCCGCAAAACUAUGUUAGACCAACAGCAAAUACAAUGCAGUUGAGCCAAUUAUUUCAAAAUGUGGUUGGUACAACUGUAAAUCGAAUUCAGUUCAGCCAGCUAAUUCAAAGUAUAGUAGCCCCAAUUACAAAUCCAAUGCAGUUGCGCCAGCUAAUUCAAAAUCUAAUUGGUCAAAUAGAAAAUGAAAUCAAGUUGCGCCAACUAACGCAAAAAGCAGUCGGCCUAAUAGCAAAUCCAAUGCAGUUCGGCCAACUAAAACAAAAUAUUGACCAAACUGCUAAUCUAAUGCAGUUCGGCCGACUGCCGCAAAAUGGGUUGGUCAUGGAUAAUGAAUUAAAAUCUCUUGUUAUUUUUCCUAAAGAUUAUAUUGCUCUUAAACAUGAGUUUGUUCUAAAUCAAGGAAGAAUUCUAGGAAUACUUAAUGUUUUAAAAAAGGAGUACACUAUUUCUUUUAAUUUGAAGUCUAUGAGUUAUUCUAAAGGUUUAAAAAGUGUUCUUUACUUAAUCUUGUGUAAUAGCAGUGAAAUAUAUGAUGACUUUAGCCUUGGUAUUGUAUUUCAUGAAGAUGGUUCUGGAAGUCUUGUUAUUUAUGCUACAGUUCAUGGUAAUAGUAACUACUACGUCAAAACAAAUCCACUUCUAUUAGGACAAUGGCAAAAUAUUAGAAUAUGUCAAUUAUUGGUUGGAAAAAAGUUUAUAUUUACUGUUUAUUUGAAUGACAUUAAUGUUUAUAGAGUAGAAAAUUCUUUGGCUGUAGAAUUUAAAAACAUUAAAGUUUAUGGUUCUAAUAUAAAGGAUUCUCCACAAGAUGGUUCCGUUUCGGACCUUCUGAUAAUCAAUGGAAAAGUUGAGUACAUUGUUGGCAAUUUUGUUACUCCAUUAGUAAAGGGAAAACUAAUUGCAGAGAUUCCGGUCCUAGAUAAAGAGUAUUUUGUUUCUCUUGAUUUUAAUCCUACUAAAUUUGAUUUUGGUUUACACAAUGUUAUUCAUUUUACUAUUGGUUCUAAUUAUUCUAAUAAGGGUGAUAAAACACCCGGAAUCUGGUCAAAUUCACAAGGUAAUGGCGCACUUGAAAUAGCAUCUUUAAAUAAUGGAAAUGUGUAUGAACAUACUUUUUCUACAAAUGCAUUUAAAGUUAAUCAGUGGUCAAAUAUUGUAAUACGUCAAAUUUUCAAUGGUUCUUUUUAUGUAUACACAAUCAUUAUUAAUGAAAAAGUUGUCUUUUCUAUAACAAACUAUCAAGCUACUAGCUUUGGUAAUGUCAAAGUAUAUGCUUCAAAUCCUUGGACAAAAGCUCAAAAUGGUUUAAUAAAAAACUUUUUUGUUGUCAAUGGAAAUUCAAUGCUAUUUACACUACUUCUUUCAGUUUUAAGUGAAUCUUAUUCCGAUAGAGAAGAGGAUGAGUUUGAAAAGGAGCAUGAUAAAAAAGAAAAAAGGAGAAUUACAACUUCAACCUCAACUUAUAAGAAAGUAUCAGUCAUCUCUGUUGCCGUCUUAGUUCCUGUUUUAUUUGUUCUUGUUGCUGUUAUUUUUGUUAUUGCUUUUUGUGUUUCAAAUAUUGAUGGUAAAUCGUCUGUAAACUUUAUAUAUACACAAGGAUAUCAAGAAUCUCUUAAGACAACAACGACAACGGGUGAUUUAUAUAUGGGUGUUGGGCAAAAUAAAACUCUGCCAAAAGAUGAUGGGACCUUAACACCUGAAGAUUUGCUUAGUUUUUCUUGGCAAGUGGCAUCAGGAAUGGAAUUUCUUUCAUCUUCUAAAUUGGUUCAUCGAGAUCUGGCCGCUAGAAAUAUUUUGGUCGGACCUGGAAAAAUUGUAAAAGUAUCUGAUUUUGGUCUUACUCGAAAAAUUAAUGAUGAAUUAACCUACAUGAGCAAGAAAAAGCGUCGUUUACCAGUAAAGAGGAUGUCUGUUGAAGCCAUAUUUGACCAGAAGUUUACAUCAUUUAGCGAUGUGUGGGCAUAUGGAGUUGUAUUAUUUGAAAUUGUAACUUUAGGAGGUACGCCUUAUCCUACAAUAGGUAACCGUGAACUUCUCUCUCUUUUGAAAUCUGGUUAUCGAAUGGAUAAACCUGAAAAUUGUUCUGAAUCAAUGUAUGAUAUUAUGUUGCAGUGUUGGAAUGAGGAUCCAUUACAACGUCCAACUUUUACAACACUACGUGAGCAUUUUGAUGAAGUAUUGUCUCAAGGUGGUUGUUAUCUCAACUUUGAAUUCAACGAAAAUAGUGUGUCCUCAUUUUUGCCGUAUGAAACAGAUAAUGAUGACGAUAACACAGUAGAAGACGGAAUUUUUAACAAACCUGUACACAUAAAGUCAACUGAGGAAAUGAAAAAUCUGGAAGAGCCCAUUCUUCCAUUGUACAAUAGAUAUACAAAUAUUUAAUAAAAUCCACCAACUUAAAUAACUUAUUUAAUGAUCGAAAAUCAAACUUUUACUUUUGCUUCAUAUUAUUGAAACAUGCGGUCUUUGAUUAUGUGUUUGAUUAUGGUUUUGAAACAUUGCGUUGUAUUCUGCGUAGUUUCAGAAAAAAAUAGA
Molecule: messenger RNA, 5212 nt
Organism: Hydra vulgaris (swiftwater hydra)
Lineage: Eukaryota; Metazoa; Cnidaria; Hydrozoa; Anthoathecata; Hydridae
Source: RefSeq, a predicted model, not a curated record